Messenger RNA from Haliotis rubra (blacklip abalone), 522 nucleotides. RefSeq lists its product as uncharacterized. The record is from RefSeq and is a predicted model, not a curated record. The transcript is spliced from 2 exons. Bases 1 to 498 code for a protein of 165 amino acids. NCBI's taxonomy places the organism in Eukaryota, Metazoa, Mollusca, Gastropoda, Lepetellida, Haliotidae.
AUGACCUUGUAUUCCCCGUAUGGUGUGCCAUACUUCAUCAUCGGCGACGAUGCCUUUCCACUCCGCCCCUGGAUGAUGAAGUCCUUUUCCAUGCGUCAGAUGGACCCCGAUCAGCAGAUCUUCAACUGCAGACUGUCUCGGGCCAGACGAGUGGUGGAGAAUACCUUCGGGAUUCUGGCUAUGAGGUUCCAGAUCUUCCUCGGCUCCCUAAAUAGCACUGCAGACAGAGCUGAACAGAUAACCCAGGCCUGCGUCACUUUACACAACAUGCUGAGAACGAGGAACCGGAACAGUCAGAUGAACCUCAUAGACCAGGGGAAUGGGGACUGUUCACUCACCCCAGGCGAGUGGCGCUCCUGCACACAGCUGCUUGAUGGGGAUAACCGGGGUGCGAGGAACGUUACCCCACUAGAUGGCGCCAACCAAAGAAACUAUUUGAAGGACUAUUUCAUGGGCCCAGGAGCUGUUCAUUGGCAAGAGAAAAUGAUAUCCAAAUGACUUUAAAGUGUACUCUAUUAUUUA